Messenger RNA from Vespa velutina, 11263 nucleotides. RefSeq names its product plexin-B (gene PlexB). Lineage: Eukaryota; Metazoa; Arthropoda; Insecta; Hymenoptera; Vespidae. Bases 1817 to 7888 code for a protein of 2023 amino acids. The record is from RefSeq and is a predicted model, not a curated record. Gene Ontology annotation, molecular function: protein binding; semaphorin receptor activity. Gene Ontology annotation, cellular component: semaphorin receptor complex. Gene Ontology annotation, biological process: sensory neuron axon guidance; positive regulation of axonogenesis; regulation of cell migration. The transcript has 7 exons.
AUAUAUAUACAUAUGUACAUACAUAUAUAUUACUCUAAAAGGAAAGAAAAUUUUAUGAAAAACAUGGAAAAAAGAAGCGAGGUAACAAAUUUUAAUUUUGAUGUCGCAUUGAGGGCCUAAGAAGGCUGGAUGCAGCACCGAUACGUAUAUUAAACCACAUAUGUACGAUAACCGUGUAGCUAUAAAUUUUAAACACCCUUUCAGUUUUAUAAUUUUUAUACGGUGUUUGGAAAAAGCCUUCCUGAUCGCAGUUGGCAAGCGACAUUGCUUACCGCGCGUAAAACUUAAGAAGACUCUUGAAGCGUGUGUUUCUAUGUAAUAAAUAAUUCUGAUACUAAAAUAUUUACUUAGCUAAAAUAAGUUUGGCUUAUAGAAAGACAUAUAGACACUUUUCCUUCAGAUAUAACCGAUCUGAAUCUAACGUUUAAGUGAAUAUUAGAUAACACUGAUACACAGCUUUACAAAUGUAUAACAAAUAUAAUGAAAUAGGAGUGAUUAACGGCAGUGUAAGGGACGGCAGAAUGAAUUUGAUAAUCUGAUACGUGUUAUACUUAUCCGUCGCGACCGUCAUACUCUUAAUUAUAAAUUGCUAUAUUAGUUAUUUACUACACUUGUUAUACGUUAAAAUAAUACAGCCAAAAAUUCACACCCCCUCUCUCUCUCCACGAUAAAAAAUCCGUUACGAAGCUAUUUGAAGCUUAGGUAUAUGUGUAAAUAACAUGAUAUUUACAAUAAUAAAUUGUGACAAGAUCAGUCCAUUUCAUUCGGCCCUUAAUCGACAAUAAUAUGUUAAUGGCGAAUUAAGGAAAAUAUCGAAUAUAUUCGGUUUGUCUUUUAAAUCUACAGGAAGAAGAAAGGUACGUUUAAUUAAAUCACGAAUGAUUAAAAGUUUUCUUUUCUCCUUUUUACGAAUUAGAUUUUAAAUCAUGAUCGCUCACAAGUAAUAAUUAUUAAAGUUUAAAUAAAACAUAGGUAAACAUUAAAUGUUUUAUUGCACGUAAUUGUUUUGAUAGUUUUAAAAGUAAGAUCGAAUUCUAUAUAUCACCCUUGGUGGUAAAAGAAGGAAGAGGAAGGAAGACAAAGAAACAAGAUGGUUUCCAAUUUGAUCCGAUGGAAAGCGCUGUAGUAGCGGGACGCGGCGACAAGUGCGACGGGUAUCGGUGAUUAGGAGGGAAGAAGAGGACAAGAAGAGAGGGCUAAGCCCGUGAAAAAAGGACGAGUGGUAGAAAGAGAAAGGGAGAGGGAGAACAGGAGCGCAUGCCGCAGCCACGGCCCCCAACUUGCCCUAAACUCGUGCGAGCAGGCUCUAUCGUCGGUCGAAUUUUAAUGGCGGCUUAUUCCGAUUCUCUGUUCAGUGUUGUGUUGUGAAUCGACGGACACAUUGUUCGAAUUUACACACGUGUGGACUAGCUGACACGAAGGACCAUAACUUCUUGUCAAAUAGAAAAACAAGUUUUCAAUUGUGUACGACGGUGUCCCGUCGUAGAAAAUAUUCGAUCGAGAUAGAGGCUCACGAGACAUGGUGCAUAUCCGCGAUGUGCCGUAGCCGUGGCGACUCACCUCACAUCGGAUUCUUUCACAUUAGAGCUGUUUCGUACGUCUUCACUCUUUCGUGGAAAAGGGGUACCGGACAGUGAGCACCAUGUCGGUACCUGGUCAUACAUAUUGCUGGUAGUAACGUAUUCAUAUUGGCGUUCUACCAGCGGUUAUUAUACCCUGAUUAUAUCUAUUAAGCUUCCUACCCUAGCCUUGCAUACGCACAAACGCACACGCCUAGCGUGCGCGCACGUGCUUUGCUAGGUGUCGUAUACACACCAUGAGAUUCCUGGAAUAUAGAACAUUUUCUAUUUCAUCGAUAUUUUCACCGUGCUUGCUGCAACCGUCCUUCCAUGGAUCAUUAUUUUCGUCCAUGUCUGUUGCCACUUGGUUUUUAGUGGUAUUGGUAACUGCAGCAAUAGACACCCCUGCUAGUACUACCGUACCACCACAAGAGAAUAAAUCACCUCACAUUACUGCACAAUUUCCUGCAGAAGAAAGUCAACAAUAUGGAUUUUAUGCCUUAGAUCCAAAUACAACGAGAGAAGGUGCCCUAAGAUUUAAUCAUCUAGCCAUAGAUCCUAUGACAAAGAGACUCUAUAUUGGAGCUGUUAACAGGCUUUUACAGCUUGAUUCCAACCUUAAGCUUGAAGAACAUGUUUCAACAGGACCAAUAUUGGAUAAUCCCCAGUGUCAUGCCACAGGCUGCUCUUCAAGAGAUACAACUACGCUAAUGAACAAUGUAAACAAGCUUCUUAUUGCUGACCUUGAAUCACGGACCUUAAUUGCAUGUGGUUCUCUUCGUCAAGGUGCUUGUGAAAAGUACAAAAUGUCGAACAUAUCUAUCAAGCCAGAGUUUAUUCCUCUCAGUGUAGCAGCUAACGAUGAAACAUCUUCUACAUAUGCUUUCAUUGGUCAAAGUUACAAUCCAUGGGGAAAGACAAAUAUUCUGUAUGUAGGUACAACGUUUACCAAUAGAGGAGACUAUCGUCAUGACGUACCUGCCAUUUCGAGCAGAAAUCUUCGUAAUUUAGAAUUUGCAGAAUUUUCAUUUAACAAACAAUCGAUAGUAUACAUCGAUGUUAAAUACAGAGAUCAUUUUUUAGUCAAAUAUGUUUAUGGGUUUAAUGCAAGUGAUUAUGCAUACUUUGUAUUAGUACAGAAACAAUCUUAUCUUCCUGAACAAGAAGAAUUGGGAUACACAUCUAGAUUGGCAAGGAUUUGUAUAAGUGAUCAAAAUUAUGAUAGUUAUACAGAAGUGACUUUACAAUGUAUGGUAGAUUUAGGAGAUGGAAAGCAACAUCUUUAUAAUUUGGUACAAGAUGCUAAAGUAGCAUCAGCAGGAAGCGAUUUAGCUAUGCAACUUGGGAUAUCUGUUGGUGAUCCUGUGUUUGUUUCUGUGUUUUCUCCGAGUAAAGGUAUCACAAACGAACCUUUGUCUCGUUCAGCAGUUUGUAUCUACAGUCUACAAGAUAUUGAAACGAAAUUUAACGAGAACAUUCAUAUGUGUUUCAAUGGUACUAUCAAGUAUCGCAACAUGGGUUACGUGAGUGGUCCGAUACAAGAUGGAAAAUGUCCUUCGGCCGGUAACACUGGGAAUAUCCUUAAUUUUUGUGAAGUGGGCUUGAAAAUUUCUGGCGUGUCACCUAUUGUAAGUCAAGCAAUUUUACAUUUUCCUGAUACAUUUGUGACUUCUGUGACUGUAGCAAAUACAGAAAGUCAUACAAUAGCAUUUUUUGGAACUGAUGACGGUAUAUUAAAGAAAGUUUUGCUUUCUGCUACUGAAGCUUUUGUUUAUGAAAGCAUUGUAAUUGAUAAAGGUCAAAGAUUAUUACCUGAUACAGCAAUCUCACCCGAUGGGGAAUAUAUAUAUGUAUUGUCAACUUCAAGAAUCUCAAAAGUCAAAGUGGAGCACUGUAAUAGUUACACUAAUUGCAGUAGCUGUCUUGAUGCAAAAGACCCUUAUUGCGGUUGGUGUUCAUUAGAAAAAAGGUGUACGGUAAGAGGUGAUUGUCAGAAAGCAAGUCAUAGUAGCCCAAGAUGGUUAUCCUUAGGCACUGGUCAACAGUGUAUUGAUUUUGAACAAGUCUUUCCUGAUCAUUUGCCUAUCAAUCAGAUGAUUACGGUUCAGUUAACAAUUAGAACAUUGCCUGAAUUGCCAGCAGGUGCCAAUUACAAAUGCGUUUUUGGCAAUGCAGAACCAAUUGAUGCAUUGAUGACUGGCUUUGGUCUUUCCUGUCCUACACCACCCAUUUCUGAGAGGCCUAAUAUACUUGAUGGAACUGAUCAUGUUCUCGUGCCAUUGUCCGUACGUUCAAGCGAAACCAAUAAGGAUUUCGUUUCUCGAAAUUUUGCAUUUUUUGAUUGCUCUAGACAUACUGUAUGUACCGAGUGUGUCAAAUCUCAAUGGGCAUGCAGUUGGUGUGUAUAUGAUAAUAAAUGUACACACAAUACAAGCUGCCAAGGUAUAAUAUCAGGAGAAAAUAAUCAAGCACAUCUUGCUGCACAUGGAGCUCAGUAUUGCCCUAGAUUCAUACCACAAAAGGAACCUUUGAUGUUGCCAAACAGUGUACCUAAAGAAAUCAUUUUAGAAGUUGAAAAUUUACCACAUCCACAAGUAGGGCACAGUGGUUUUCAGUGUAUCGUUACGAUAGAAGGAGCUAAUUUAAAAGUUCAAGCAAGAGUUGACAGCAAUCGUUUUAUAGUUUGUGACAAAACUGUUUAUUCUUACGAAGCAUUCACGGGAAAAUAUAAAGCCGAAGUGACCGUUGUUUGGAAUACCAAUCAUUAUGUAGAUCAGACUAAAAUAAUUCUUUAUAAAUGUGAAGUACUUGGAUCGCAUAGGGAACAUGCAGACUGUUCGCUCUGUCUAACGAGAGAUCCUCGAUUUGAAUGUACAUGGUGUGGAAAUAGUUGUGUGUAUAAACAUUCUUGUUUACAUUCACCAUUUGCAGAAUGUCCAAAGCCAAGAAUAGACAUGAUCAAACCCCUAAGCGGGCCAAUUGAAGGUGGUACGUUAGUUACCAUAGAAGGGAGUAAUUUAGGAUUAAAGAAAAGUGACGUUGAAGGGAAAAUACAUAUUGGCGAUACCCCAUGUACCUUGGUAGAUUAUGAAGUGUCCGUUCGUAUUGUCUGUCGAACAGGACAACAUGAAGCAACGGAUACAGCUUCCGUUGUUGUCGGUAAUGACGCUGGAUUUACAGAAAGUGCAGUGUUGUUUAAUUACAAGGACAUACGCCUGACUGGUAUUUAUCCAUCCGUUGGCCCACAAAGUGGCGGUACACAGCUUGCCAUUACUGGUAUGUAUUUAAAUAUUGGGAGUACGAUAUCUGCGUAUUUGGACGAAUUACCGUGUCAUGUGAAUGCAACGCAAGCAAGUAGUACAAGAUUGACUUGCGUUACAAGUAAAUCUGGUCGUGUCAGGAGGAUUCACAAGUUAACUUUAUCCAUCGAUGGAGCAAAUCGUACAUUAAUAAACAAUCCAUUUAAUUAUACGCACGAUCCUACCAUAAUGGAGAUCAAACCAUUGAAAAGCUUUGCUUCUGGUGGGCGAAUGAUAACCGUACAUGGCACCAAUUUGGAUACCAUCCAAAAACCAGAAAUGGAAGUUUAUUUUGAUACCGAGCCUACACCAGUAAAUCGUACUGUUUGUACAGUAUUAAAUCCAACACAAAUGGAAUGUCCAAGUCCUAGCGUUGCUGGAAGAUUCGUAUCUCUUCAUCGUAACGAACGUACGGCAACAGGUAGUCAUACUAUUUCACAUUCAAUAAGGCUUAAAGAAUCUCAAUUAUCCUUUAAAAUUGCAUUUAUUAUGGACAACGUGGAAAUUGUUCGAGACUUAGAAAAGCAUUUUCAAAGUCUCAGAAAUCGAUUAUUAUACGUCGAGGAUCCGAAGUUUUUUCCAUUUCCACGUAAUGUUAAGUUGUACAAAGGGGAUACGUUAGUUAUCGAAGGAGAAAAUCUUAAUUACGCAAGCGACGAAUCCGAUGUAAAUGUUACCGUGGGUAUGAUGCCAUGUAACGUUACUUCGCUUGCUUUGUCUCAAUUGGUCUGCACACCGCCGGAUCAACAGCCCGAUCAUACGGAUGAGCUUGGAAUAAAAACAGAAAAUGGUUUACCUUUGGUUGUGGUACGUGUCGGAAGGAGUUUACGAUUUCCUAUUGGAUAUCUUCAUUAUGAAGUUAUCAAGUCCUAUCCUAUACCACCGGAAGCAAUUGCAGGUAUCGCUGCUGGUACUUUUGGUCUUAUAUUCUUAUUCGUUUUGGUCUUGGUCAUUUAUAGAAGAAAAAGUACGCAAGCUGAAAGAGAAUAUAAAAGGAUUCAGAUACAGAUGGAUACUCUCGAAAGUAACGUUAGAAUGGAAUGUAAACAAGCAUUUGCUGAAUUGCAAACCGACAUGACGGAUCUAACAGCAGAUCUCGAAUCGUCCGGCAUACCGACGCUCGACCAUAAGAAUUACAUUAUGAAAGUCUUUUUCCCUGGAGUUAUAGAUCAUCCGAUAUUGAAUGAUCCACGAUCACGCAGCAAUGUCUCUCGCACAAAUUAUGACGCUGCAAUGGUGCAAUUUGAGCAACUUAUUAAUAAUAAAUACUUUGUGUUAACAUUCAUUGAAACUUUAGAGGCACAAAAAGACUUCAAUAUUAGAGACAAAGUUAACGUCGCUUCAUUAUUGAUGGUAGUAUUAAUGGGCAAAAUGGAAUAUGCAACUGAUAUACUUAUGAAUUUAUUACUUAGACUGAUCGAAAAAGCAGUUAAUACAAAACAUCCGCAACUUAUGUUAAGGAGAACAGAAUCUGUAGUAGAAAAAAUGCUUACAAAUUGGAUGGCACUUUGUAUGUAUAAUUAUUUGAAAGAUUACGCAGGUUCAUCGUUAUUUUUAUUAUUCAAAGCUAUAAAACAUCAAAUAGAGAAAGGUCCUGUGGACGUUAUAACGCACGACGCACGUUAUUCAUUGUCCGAGGAAAGACUUUUACGAGAACAAAUUGAGCACAGCGUUGUGACUUUGCAUGUUGUACAAGAUGAUUUGGAUGAAAAAAUUCAAUGCAAAGUUUUAGAUUGUGACACGAUAAGUCAAGUGAAAUCUAAAAUUCUAGAUGCUCUUUACAAGAAUACUCCUUUUUCGUUAAAGCCGUCCGUUCACGAUGUAGAUCUAGAAUGGAGACACGGUCGCGGUGGCCAUUUAACGCUUCAAGAUGAAGAUCUGACUACCAAGUGUAGCGGCGAAUGGAAGAAGAUAAAUACAUUAGCUCAUUAUGGCGUUAAGGAAUCUGCAGUAAUGUCUCUUAUUCCUAGACAAAAUGAUGGCUUUCCUGUUCCUUGUAAACUACCGUGUCACGCAUGCAAGCCAUCCCAUUAUCAUCAUCAACAACAACCGAUUCAUCAUCAUGGCCAUCAUCACCAUUUACAUCGACAUGCAAAUCAUUGUUCGUCCACUCACCUUCCAUCUGCACCAAAUCACAGCUUAAUAAGUCCUAUAAUGUAUAAUCAUCCUGUUAGCGGCUGUUAUUUCGAUUCUCAACAUUCACCCCCGAUAAUAACGGCAAAUGGUGAUGUUGAGAGUGGACACGGGGGUAAUCAACGAUUAUACCAUUUGGUGAGGCCUAUAGAAGAAGUACAUUACCCUCCUGGAAUGGGUUUCACGAGUAAUAAACACCAUCAUCCUGAACGAACGCACAAAGCCAUUCCCGAAAUAUUCUUAACGAGAUUGCUUUCAACGAAAGGCACUGUCCAAAAGUUCGUUGACGACUUUCUUAAUACGAUAUUGACAGCUAAUGAAGCACUGCCUAGUGCUGUUAAAUGGUUAUUUGACCUGUUGGACGAAGCUGCCAAACAACAUGGUAUUGUAGAUCCAGAAGUGGCACACGCGUGGAAAUCCAAUAGUUUGCCAUUAAGAUUUUGGGUGAAUUUUAUUAAAAAUCCAGAUUUCAUGUUCGAUAUAAACAAAUCUACGACAGUCGACUCGAGCCUUUCUGUAAUAGCACAGACAUUUAUGGAUUCAUGUUCCAUGACAGAACACAGAUUAGGCAAAGAUUCUCCGUCGAAUAAAUUACUUUUUGCCAAGGAUAUACCACAUUAUAGAGAAAAGGUCGGUCGUUUCUAUACGGAUGUACAGAUGCUGCCACAAAUUACAGAUCAGGAAAUGUCUAGUGCCAUGCAACAAUUGAGUGCAUCUCAUGCAAAUGAAUUUGACGUAAUUGUAGCAUUGAGAGAACUGUACAUUUAUGUCAGCAAGUAUUAUGAACAAAUUUUAGAGGCCUUGGAGACAGACGCAGGCUGUCGCAAAUUACACCUAGCACAUAAACUAGAAAAUGUAGCGUGCACGCUCCAAGGAGAAGAGACUAGUGCCUGCUGACACAACCUCUUACCUUCCAUCCCAGGACCUAUCGACCUCUCCAGAAACACUGACUAGUGCCUCCACUUCAUGAAUCAGAUACACCUCGUUACAUAUGUACAAAUAUACACGCCAUGUGCAUAACAAUGCCGUAAGUAUGUGUGAUUUUGCUAAGGAUAGCCACGUGAUAGUGCACGGGAUGUCAUAAUCCUGUUGCAGUGUUUUGUUUGUGUCAUUAAAUGCACUGGCGAACAUGCAUAGAUAUUAACAAGCAGUAUUGGCAAUUUUAAUCCUUAAACCUAAUUUGUAAUAUAAUAUAGAGGUAAUUUAAAAUGAUAAAUUGAAUGCCUACUGUAAAAUAUAUUGAUGAGACGAGCGACUGAAAUACUCAUUUGAAUCUCAAUGAUAGUAUGUGUGAUAUAUUGCAUGUAAAACUUUCGCACUAGAGAUCUUGGCUACUCAAAGAUAUUGUGCUAUAGUACAUAAAGAUACAUAGGUUUAAGGAUUAGAGAUGCAAAUUAAUUAAUGUGAUUAUUCAUUAGAAAGUGAAUGUGACUUUUAAAUUCUGACUAAGUGAAUAUCUAUGCAUUUAUAAAUAGAACAAAACGUAUAUAUACAACACACAAAUAAUACGUGCAAGAAGAGAACAAGUGAAAAAGCCAUUGUGUCCACCAGACUGUCUGUACGAAAGGUGUACGGCAGCGAGUAGUCUGUGAUCCGAGCACGAGUGGCUAUGCCUACUAUCUUCAUUACGAUAUAUAAUUAUUAAUAUGUUAUAUAUAAAUAUAUAUAUAUAUAAAUAUAUAUAUACACAUGAAAAAUAUAUAAAGCAAAAAUCACGCAACACACACUUUCAUGGAUUGUAGUGAGCUAGCUAGAGAGGGACUAUAUAUGUAUUAUAAGUUGAAGGGUUAAAUGCUCUGUUGAAAGAGGCAAAAUAAGAGAUAAUAUUAAAUUAAGACGAUUAAAAUAACUUUAGCGAAAAAUUAAAUGAUAAAGAGUUAUGUGAGCAGCUCAGUCAGUUUAGGCCUAUCUACUUUUAUUACGUAAAAACGUCUUUAUUACACAUUGUUUAGAAUUCAUAUUUUGUUCAUACUUGUUUUAGGCAAUCAUAUGGAUAUGAAAUAUCGUUGUUGUGUAAUUUGCAAUCGUCGUUUUCAGGAAGAAAAAAAAAUCAGUAAGAUCAUCAUCAUUGUCAUGGUUUAUUUUAUUCUAAUAAUACGUGUGUGGCCAAGAUGAAAAAGAGACUAUAGCGAACAAAUCUUGACCGCAUAUGUGUGAAAUUUUUAUUAUUACAAUUACAAGUCAUUAUUGUCAUUAUUACUGCUACUAUUAUAUUAUCAUCUCUAUCAUUACUACACUACUAUUCAUACUACUACUACUACUACUAUUAUUGCUACUAUUACUAUUACUAUUACUACUACUAUUACUUAUAUACAUAUUAUUAUUAACACUGAUCAUUCAAUAAUGAUGAUUCUUAUCGUAUAUUAUUAAGAGGAACCGUAUAACAAAUGCAAAAAAAAUGUUUUAUAUGAUUGGAUAUACAUAAUAUACACACGCAGUAAUUUUUUUUUUUUUCUCUUUUUUUUUCAUCAGAUUAGGAGAAACAACAACAGUAUUGAACAAAAUGUGUAUAUUUGUCAAGAAGCACAUUUCAUCUAUUUUACGAGACGUAAAGAAGAAAGAAAGUCACUGAUGCAAAUGCAUCAAAGACAAUUUUGUCGUUUACAACGACAUUUACAUAGUAUUCCUUUAUAAAUGCAUUUUAUGUUUAGUUAAUAUAAGACUGGCUCAUUUUUUAAGUCACAUUCUUGAGAUGAUCGUCAUUCAUCUCACACAUGUAUUAUUCCGAACAAAAGAAAGAAUUUAAUCAAUUCAGCGCGCACUGCCAAGGCUCUUUAUGCGCUACAUUAUAAAUUCUCGAUCGGUUUAACAAGAAAUACAUAUUUAAAGUGUUACUCGGAUCGAAUUAAAAAAAUAAAAAAAGAAAAAAAAAGAACGAGCAAAAGAGCAGCUGAUGUUCUGUCGAUGUAGGCCUAGGGAAUCUGGGGGCAAAAAUCUCUCUCUUGUACUUAACAAUCCUCUUCCUUGUAUUUCAAUUAAUCUUAAGUCUCCAGAAUCCCUCCCCUGCGACAUUAAUUCAUAUUAUCUCACUCUAUUAUAUGUAUUGUAUUUAUUUAUAUUACAAACAGACUAACUCUUUCUCUAUUAUUCAAAUGUGCGUUAAUCUGUACACGACAUCAACAUUUUUUCGCAUAAUUCUUUUUAUGUCUCUCUGUGAGUAUUUGUAUCAAAUUGAGUGCAAGAUUGUAUUGUAUGUAUGUAUACACUUUUUUAUAGUUUUUUAUUUUUUUUUUUUAUUUUUUUAUUUUUAUAUAUAUAUACAUAUAUAUAUAUAUAUAUAUAUAUAUAUAUAUAUAUGUGUGUGUGUGUAUUAAGUUCUAUUCUCGAGACGAAACUAACUCGAAUUUCUACACAAAAAUGUUAUUGUGAAAAUACGAGAGUAUCGUUAGUAUUAUUUUUGUAAACACAUACAUACAUUCGUAUAAAGAAAUGAGAUGUAUGAUCCUCGUUCGCGAAAAAAUUGUAAAAACAAACGCGAUAUAUGUGACAUACAUUUAAAACGUUAGUGUUAACAUGAAAUUGAAUUUCGAUACAAGAUAUGAUAUUUAAUAUUUUCUAACACGUAGUAAUUUUUCUUUUUUUUAUAAUUUAUUUUUUUUUUUUUUUUUUUUUUGUUUUUUAACUCCAAAUAGAUCUGAACUUUUAAUUAACAAAUGGACGACCAAAUUAUAUGGUAUUUGUACUAGAAGAAAAAAAAGAGCGUUUCGUUUUUAUUUUUACUUUAUUUUUUAAAAUCGUGUAUAUAUAUAAUAUAUUGACACAUAAACCGUCUAUACUUAUGUAGUACUAGUUUAUAUAAAAAUCAACGAUUUACCAACGCGCAUUAUAUGACUAUAUUGUAAACGUACAAUUUUAUGGAUAAAAUGUCCAUAAAUAUUAACUCUUUAUCUGCCCUAACCUAAGUAAACGAAUAAAGGAAAAAUAAUGAUGAUAGUUUAGUAAUGAUGAUGAUCUAAUGCGAUGAUAAGAUUAUCGCUUACGAAAAUAAAAUAAAAUAAAAAAAAUCAAAGAGCGUCCCAUUUUUUACAACGCUCGUUAGAAAUAGUAUGAAUAUAUAUUUUUCAUUCCUUAAUGAUGAAUUAAAAAAAAAAAAAAAAACAAAAAAAAAACAAAAAACAAAAAAAACAAAUAUAAAAAUGAAAACAUAAAAUAAACAUUAUUACUUACUUUGGUGUGUGGCAGGUAAUGCGUUAAAAAAAACUUUCAAAGAAGCGAAUACGAUUAAUAUUUUGUUGGUUUAAAAAUGACAAAUAAAUUUGUAAUAAAUAGGAA